AUGUCUUCGACUUCUGUGGGCCCUCCUGUGGACCCCAAAUGGGCGGCCGAAAACAACCUUCCUCGCCUUCUCGCAUUGACGGGCGUUUUCCAUAUCGCCGCAUUGAUUAGUGUCGGCCUCCGAAUAUUUGUCCGUGUGGGCUUACUGCGGUCGUUGGGGAAGGACGACAUUGCCAUUGUGCUCGCUGCUCUUGCAGCUCUGGGUGGAUGGAUUUGCUUCAUUCUUCAGGGAAACCAUGGCUUUGGACGACAUGCUAAGACGGUUUCCAAGGAAGAUAUGCAGGAGUUCAGUCACAUCGGCUUCUUUGGCAGUAUUAUUUCCGCCAUUGGUGCCCUUGGGUUGUUGAAGAUUUCCAUCGCUCUCUUCCUGUUGAGACUGAAAAACAACAACAUGUGGAAGUGGUAUUCGCGCUGUCUGUGGGCACUGAUAGCUUUGGUAACAAUCUACACGAUCGGCGCAUGGCUCACCUUCUUCCUGUAUUGCAAGCCCAUGGAAGCAAUGUGGACCAGGCAAGGUGUCUGCUACAGCCAAAAGAUGUUUGUCGCAUUCGCACUAACGAAUACUGCUUUGAACAUCUUUACUGAUGUCUGCUUUGCAACUCUGCCGAUUCCCAUCAUCUGGAGUUUACAAAUGUCUCGGACUACACGUAUCAAUUUGAUCGGUGUUCUCAGCCUCGGAUACAUUGCCGUUGCCUUGGGAAUAGUAAAAGCCAACUACCAAGUCAAACCAGACACAGACAGGACAUUCAACCAGCACCUAAACGUCUACGGCUUGUAA
Bipolaris zeicola 26-R-13 is the source of this 777-nucleotide messenger RNA. RefSeq lists its product as uncharacterized. Bases 1 to 777 code for a protein of 258 amino acids. The record is from RefSeq and is a predicted model, not a curated record. NCBI's taxonomy places the organism in Eukaryota, Fungi, Ascomycota, Dothideomycetes, Pleosporales, Pleosporaceae. The transcript has 6 exons.